Molecule: messenger RNA, 998 nt
Organism: Suillus plorans
Lineage: Eukaryota; Fungi; Basidiomycota; Agaricomycetes; Boletales; Suillaceae
Exons: 6
Coding region: 209-706 (165 amino acids)
Source: RefSeq, a predicted model, not a curated record
CUUUGACUUUACCACAAUUGCAAGCGCAUUUCUUCCAAAAUUCUCAUUCCGAGGUUGAUUUAAAUCUCCCUGUCGACAGUCCCGGCCACAUUGGUGAAAUACAUAUGAUGCCAUUUUGCCAUAGGAGUACGAGACAUGUUACAGGAAGGUCCAGAUCGAGUUACGGUACUACAGACCUCAUGUCGCUCAAGCCCUACUCAGGUCCCGGAUGAUAUUGCAAAACGCGAUAGCCUUGUCUCCUCGGCCACAUCCGCGUCACAGAUACAAAGACAAAGGGUCUCAUAAAGGUCUCUUCAAGCGCAGGCAAUAUCUUUAUAUUGUAAGUGCAAGUGAACUAUCGCUUAGCAUCCUUCACUUGCACAUAUUAUCACUAAGCCCCACAACCAUGGCGCCGAAAUAUAUCUCAUUUCCGGUCUUCGCCAUCCUUAUCUUUGCUUACUUAUCCCUUCUUGCAUGUGCAAGUCCCAUCCCUGUCAUUCUUCCACCCAGUGAGGGCAUCACUCUUUUCAAGGAUGUCAUUGCGCGUGAUGUUUUACUCGAGGUUAACAUGUUGACACGCGAGCCUGCUCUACUUUUGGAGCUGCAUGAAGCCGAUGCCGUCUUGGUGCGAGACGAAGACGCAGGACUUGUCGCAGAACCCUCCAUACUCGUUGAUGAUCCUGGCGAUGCUCUGGAAGCACGUAUAUGUCGUUAUGGAUGCCUUUGAUUUUUUCUGUAGCAUUCCUCGCGCUGACGUGCUGUAUAUCUACUACAUCCAUUCAGGCCGGUACUCUCUGGAGAGCUUGUGUCGUCUCUCCGUCCGCUCCUUUCUCAGUUUUUUUUCUUUCUGCUAUGUAUUUUUGAUGGCCUAUCCUCUGAUUUGGUAUGGAUGAACUCGCUCGAUGCGACUGAAAAAUACUAUAUACCCCUGUCUUCAUUACUGGCUUGUGUAAAAUUGAGCUCAGUGUGCUCUCAAUUUACCAGCUCAUAUCAUAUAUCGUCCCGACCCUUGAGCCCAC